Hippocampus zosterae (dwarf seahorse) is the source of this 3809-nucleotide messenger RNA. RefSeq names its product methylenetetrahydrofolate dehydrogenase (NADP+ dependent) 1b (gene mthfd1b). Bases 129 to 2933 code for a protein of 934 amino acids. The record is from RefSeq and is a predicted model, not a curated record. NCBI's taxonomy places the organism in Eukaryota, Metazoa, Chordata, Actinopteri, Syngnathiformes, Syngnathidae. Gene Ontology annotation, biological process: tetrahydrofolate interconversion. Gene Ontology annotation, cellular component: cytosol. The transcript is spliced from 28 exons. Gene Ontology annotation, molecular function: formate-tetrahydrofolate ligase activity; ATP binding; methenyltetrahydrofolate cyclohydrolase activity.
GCUAUCAGAAUUGCCGAAAGUGUGGUUUACGUCACUUUUCUCGCUUUACGUCCAAAAAGUUUUGAGGUCUGCAAGGCAGUACGCGUGCACGUGAAACGAGAUUCGAACUGUCUGUCAGACCAACCAAGAUGCCAGCACAAACGAUUAGUGGGAAGGAGGUUUCGGCGCAGGUGAGGGAGAAGUUGAAGAGGGAUGUAGAGCAGAUGAAGCUUCAGGAUUCCAACUUCCAACCUGGUCUCGUGAUUUUACAGGUUGGAGAUCGUGACGAUUCCAAUCUGUACAUUGGCAUGAAGCUGAAGGCUGCUUCGGAGAUUGGAAUAAAUGCCAAACACUUGAAACUUCCCAACACUGCAACCGAGGAAGAAAUUCUUCACAACAUAACAGAGGUGAAUGAGAACUCUUCUUUCCACGGCCUCAUUGUCCAGUUGCCCUUAGACUCCAUCCACAAGAUCGACACAGAGAAGGUGACAAAUGCUGUGGCACCAGAGAAAGAUGUAGACGGGCUUACAAGCAUAAAUGCUGGGAAGCUGUCUCGUGGAGACCUAAGCGACUGCUUCAUCCCAUGCACUCCAAAUGGCUGUAUGGAACUGAUCAGACAGACUGGUGUGUCACUGGCAGGGAAACGAGCGGUUGUGAUAGGGCGCAGCAAGAUUGUAGGCGCGCCAAUGCAUGACCUGCUGCUGUGGAACCACGCCACCGUGACCACAUGUCAUUCCAAAACUGUGGAAUUGCCUGAAGAGGUUGGCAAAGCAGACAUCCUUGUUGUUGGCAUUGGGAAAGCAGAAAUGGUGAAAGGGGAAUGGAUCAAGAAAGGGGCAGUAGUGAUAGACUGCGGCAUCAAUCUCAUUCCAGACGAGAGCAAACCCAGUGGCAAGCGUGUUGUGGGCGACGUCCACUACAACUCAGCCAAGGAGCAAGCAAGCUUCAUCACACCAGUGCCCGGAGGUGUGGGACCCAUGACAGUGGCCAUGCUGAUGGCGAACACAGUGUUGAGUGCAAAGCGUUUUUUGGAGAGCCAUCAACCAGGGAGAUGGACUAUUUCUUAUACCAAACUCAAACUCCAGAAGCCUGUGCCAAGCGACAUUGAGAUUUCUCGCUCCUGUGUGCCAAAGCCCAUUGACCGUCUGGCAAAAGAAGUGGGUCUGCUCUCAGAUGAGGUGGACCUAUAUGGUAAAACCAAGGCCAAGGUCCAACUGAGCAUCAUCAAGCGGCUGCAGGCGCAACCAGAUGGCAAAUAUGUGGUGGUCACUGGUAUUACUCCGACUCCACUGGGGGAGGGGAAGAGCACCACCACCAUCGGCCUGGUCCAAGCACUGGGAGCCCACAUGAAGCUGAAUGUUUUCGCUAACGUCCGUCAGCCUUCGCAAGGACCCACAUUUGGCAUUAAAGGCGGUGCUGCAGGAGGGGGAUAUUCUCAAGUCAUUCCAAUGGAAGAGUUCAACCUCCAUCUCACUGGGGACAUCCAUGCGAUCACAGCAUCCAAUAACUUAGUGGCUGCUGCCAUUGACGCCCGCAUGUUCCAUGAGGCCACACAAAGCGACAAGGCUCUGUACAAUCGCUUAGUUCCCCUCAGUGGAGGACAAAGGAAGUUCUCCCCGGUCCAGAUCAACAGACUAAAAAAACUAGGCAUCGACAAAACGGAUCCCACCACCCUGACUGAGGAUGAGAUCUCCCGCUUUGCCCGUUUGGACAUUGACCCAAGCUCUGUGACAUGGCAGAGAGUGCUGGACACAAAUGACCGAUUCCUCAGGAAGAUCACUAUUGGACAGUCACCAACUGAAAAGGGCUACACAAGAGAGGCCCAGUUUGACAUCACAGUAGCCAGUGAAAUCAUGGCGGUCCUCGCCCUUACCAGCAGCCUCGAGGACAUGCGUGAGCGGCUAGCCAAAAUGGUUGUGGCUACCAGCCGCGGUGGACAGCCCAUCACCACUGAAGACCUGGGUGUGUGUGGUGCGCUAACUGUGCUCAUGAAAGACGCCAUCAAGCCGAAUCUUAUGCAGACUCUGGAGGGAACACCUGUGUUUGUCCACGCUGGCCCUUUUGCCAACAUCGCCCACGGCAAUUCCUCCAUCUUGGCUGAUAAAAUAGCUUUGAAACUGGUUGGGCCAGAGGGCUUUGUUGUGACAGAAGCUGGCUUCGGUGCCGAUAUCGGGAUGGAGAAGUUCUUCAACAUCAAGUGCCGAUACUCCGGUCUGAGACCCCACGUGGUGGUUUUGGUGGCCACUGUCCGAGCCCUGAAGAUGCAUGGCGGAGGGCCAACGGUUACUGCUGGUAUGCCGCUCCCAAAGGAAUAUAUUGAGGAGAACCUUCAGCUGCUGGAGAAUGGCUGCAAUAACAUGAGAAAGCAGAUUGAGAAUGCCAAUCACUUUGGUGUGCCGGUGGUGGUGGCUGUCAAUGCUUUCAAGACCGACACUGAUGCUGAGCUGGACCUGGUCUGCAGCAUCGCCAGAGGUGCCGGGGCCUUUGAUGCUGUGCGUUGCGACCACUGGGCCGAGGGUGGAGCGGGUGCCGUUGCUCUGGGGCAGGCUGUCCAGAAGGCCUCAAAUACUCCGAGCAGCUUCAAGUUCCUCUAUGACUUGGAGCUUCCUAUUACUGAAAAGAUCCGAAUAAUUGCCAAGAAGAUCUAUGGAGCAGAUGAUAUUGAGCUUCUCCCAGAGGCCCAGCAUAAAGUGGAGCUCUACACCAAACAGGGUUUUGCCAAACUCCCAAUCUGCAUGGCGAAGACUCACCUGUCGCUCUCCCAUGAGGCAGACAAGAAGGGUGUGCCCACAGGCUUCGUUGUGCCAAUUCGAGACAUUCGAGCAAGUGUUGGCGCGGGUUUCCUCUUCCCGCUCAUUGGCACGAUGCCCACAAUCCCUGGCCUGCCCACCAGGCCUUGUUUCUAUGACAUUGACCUGGAUCCUGAGACUGAACAGAUCACCGGGCUCUUCUGAGCAUCUGCGCUGGAUGCUGGGUGGUACACUGCUGUGUUAUAAUCAAGUUCUGGAAGUACCUUCAACUCAUGUCUGUAAAUAAUAUUUACCGUAAUUUCUCGAGAUAACACCCACCCAGCCACCAAACUGAAAAUCAUCCAAAAUCAACGGGAGGACCAUACAUCGGUUAAGGGGAAAAUGACAAAACUUUGUAUCUACAUUUAUCGGUCCCUCGUGGUUGUGAAGAUUACUUUUAUUCCAUAUAAUAUGUUAUGUUAAAAAGUGGCCUUUUUUUGUUUUGUUUUGUUUUUUACAAUGCAAAGUCAUCCGUCAUAUUUGGAAACAUUUGGCGCACACACACACACACACGUUAAAAAAAAAAAAACUUUUGUGCCAUCAUUCGAUAGGCUUGAAACAAGGAAAGAGAACUUUUUGCACCAAACAAAAAAAUAUGUUAAGGAAUCCAAAUUUGUCACAUCACUCUGAGGAUAAUACUUACAUUUUUGUGUGUAGAUACCAGCAAAUCAGGGGACUGUAUAAGGCAUGAGUGGAGAGAAAAAGCUGUGUAGAAGGGCGAAUUUGGGGGGUGUAUAAUAUUUGUGAUUGUGUUAUUCUCGAGGAAUUACGGUAGCUUUGCCUGACUACUGAACCUCCUGGUACUUUGAAAUUGAUAACCAACAAUUUUGUCAAAAGUUUUCUCAGGCUGUCUUAUCAUGAUAAAUACUGUCUCUAUUUCUAUAACGUUAACUCCAUUUGGAUACCCUCACUCAUGAAAAACAUUCCAUUUCAAAAUGCCUCUAUUUUAAAUUGCCUUAAGUAUUUGAAACAUUGUAUCACAGUGCCUAAACUGAUGAAUCAGACAAUGGAGCUCUAAUAAAAUAUUUUUUAACAAAAAUA